AUGGCGCGACCAGGCCACUCCGCAACCGUCGUCGGCUCCGCAGUCGUCAUACGCGAAAAGUACUACUGGCCCGACCUGCAACUCAACAUCUGGACGAUUGUCAUGCUCGCCACCGCAAGCACGAUAUUAGGCAUCAAUGCGCAAUUCAUGCAGAUACAAGAUCGCAUGGGCUUGGGCACCCCAUGGAUCAUGCCCUACGGCGUCACCGUCGGCACCCUCGCCAUCCUCUUCAUCGUCGUCGAAAUCGUGUACAUAUCGCAGCGCAGACUGCUCCCAGGCCUCAUGAUGCUGCUCUCCUUCAUCCUGCUCGUCCUCUUCAUCGCGGGCAUCAUCGGCACCGCGAUCCAGCUGUUUGCCGGCCCGAAUGUGAAUAAUCAGUGCAAUACCUAUGUGUUUGGGGAUGAUCAGCAGGGGCCUGGGUUGGAUACUUUGGCGUUUUUGCAGCAGAGGAAUAUUUGUCAAUGCUGGCAAGCCGAAUUCGCCUUCUGGAUCAUCGGCUGCGUCUUCCUCGUCUGGAUGAUGGUCAUGGCAAGCCAGGUGAAUUCAAACACCUACCGACCAUGA
This is a messenger RNA of Plenodomus lingam JN3, 564 nucleotides long. RefSeq lists its product as uncharacterized. The record is from RefSeq and is a predicted model, not a curated record. NCBI's taxonomy places the organism in Eukaryota, Fungi, Ascomycota, Dothideomycetes, Pleosporales, Leptosphaeriaceae.